Aspergillus pseudotamarii is the source of this 681-nucleotide messenger RNA. RefSeq lists its product as uncharacterized. Bases 1 to 681 code for a protein of 226 amino acids. NCBI's taxonomy places the organism in Eukaryota, Fungi, Ascomycota, Eurotiomycetes, Eurotiales, Aspergillaceae. The record is from RefSeq and is a predicted model, not a curated record. The transcript is spliced from 2 exons.
AUGAAGUUCCCCAAGAUCCUCUCCGUCGUUCUGGCCACCCUCUACAUGGGUGUCAGUGCCCACCCCACUACCCUCUCUAACGACAUCCAGCACGUCCGUGCGGAAAUCAGGGACGACCCGCUUGAACUUCCUGCCGACAUCGAAAAACGCGCAGGUCACCAGGAGACUGAGCGCUUCAAAGAUACCCAGAAGUAUUUGGGGAAGCAAAAACUUCAGCUAGGCAAAUCCUAUUCCUUCCAGGUCACCUGGACCCAGGGCGCGGCUGGCUCAGAGACUGGAACCACGUCACCGAUCGAGAGAGAAAUGAAGAAAACCCAACAGGAUUAUGGGUUCGACCAUACUGCCAUUGUUGUCGGCGAGGUCGUGAAGAUCCCGGUAUCAGCAAACAUUCAUAAGUUGGACUUUAAGGGCGACCUUUACCACUUGCGUGCCAAGCUGCAGGGUAGCGGCCAAAAGGCAUGGUACAAAACCUGGGUGGAUGGACCAAUUGCAUGGGAUCCCAAGCCUACCGAGAAGACAGUGAAGCUUCUGCACCUCAGGGAGGUCAGCGGAAAGUGGGAAGAAAAGGCCAAGGGCGCUAACGGGGCUGCUAGCAAGAUUAGUGAGAAUAACGGCAACAAAUGGCAAGGUAAACGGAACGACUGCGAAGAAUAUGUCAAGGCUUUUGAGAAAGCGUUAUAG